AUUUUCGUAUUUUCGAAAAAAUUAAAGAAAAAUUUUCACUCCAGCAGAAUUCCCAUCUCUGAUUAUCUCAGCCAAGAACACGAUGCUACUAUUGAUUCAGGAGGCCGAGCUCUGAUGCUCCGCCCUUCAAUGCCGCCACACCAACCGAGCACCGACGCUUACGUCAUUCAUCGUCUAUAGUUUUUCUAGCUUCCGCAUUGCAGCUUUGUACGUUGAGCUGGUAAUUACUCCAAAUUUUUGAGACAUUGAUGACAAUGAGAUCCAUAUAAAGGUUUUUUGGAGUGUGGAUAGAGCUAGAGGAACAAGAGUUUGGGAAAAUGGGAGAGAGCCAGAAGUUCCAGAUGGGAACCAUUGGGGCUCUGAGUUUGUCGGUGGUGUCGUCCGUGUCGAUUGUCAUUUGCAACAAGGCUCUUAUUAGCACACUUGGUUUUACUUUUGCCACUACUUUGACGAGCUGGCAUCUUCUGGUCACAUUUUGUUCUCUUCACGUAGCAUUAUGGAUGAAAAUGUUUGAGCACAAGCCUUUUGAUGCUAGUUCUGUAAUGAGUUUUGGAAUUUUAAAUGGGAUCUCUAUUGGACUUCUGAAUCUCAGCCUGGGUUUCAAUUCUGUUGGUUUCUACCAGAUGACAAAACUAGCAAUCAUUCCUUGUACUGUUCUUUUGGAGACCCUUUUCUUUAGGAAGAAAUUCAGCCGAAGUAUCCAGUUUUCUCUCAGCAUCCUUCUUAUGGGCGUUGGAGUUGCAACAGUGACUGAUCUUCAGCUCAAUGCCCUGGGUUCUUUUUUGUCCCUGCUGGCAGUUAUUACAACCUGUGUUGCUCAGAUUAUGACCAAUACCAUCCAGAAGAAGUUCAAAGUUUCUUCAACCCAACUUCUGUAUCAGUCUUGCCCUUAUCAGGCAAUAUCCUUGUUUAUCAUUGGUCCAUUUCUAGAUGGAUUUCUGACUAAUCAAAAUGUUUUUGCCUUCGAAUAUACCCCGCAAGUGCUGUUCUUCAUUGUUCUAUCCUGCCUGAUAUCUGUCUCUGUAAACUUCAGUACGUUUUUGGUUAUUGGAAAGACGUCUGCGGUAACCUAUCAGGUCCUCGGACAUUUGAAAACAUGCCUUGUUUUGACAUUUGGCUACACUCUACUUCACGACCCAUUUGACUGGCGCAACAUUUUAGGGAUAUUGAUUGCCGUGCUCGGAAUGGUACUCUAUUCUUAUUAUUGCUCUCGUGAGAGCCAGCGGAAGGCUAGUGAAGCAUCUCAACAGUUGCCACAGACAAAAGAGAGUGAAGCGGAUCCUUUAUUAGCAAUGGAAAAUGGAACUGGGAUGCUAGGGGAGGAUGGUGCUGUUCAGAAAGGCCCUGUGUGGAAUUCGAACAAGGACCUACAUGCUUAAAGGCUUUGUAAUGUCUCUUAGUUUAAUGUAUGCAAAAUUGUUUGAUCAAAAGUGGUGGAAAAAGCUGUUCCAGCAACGAAGAUGUUGCUGGCAAGGGUUCUCUAUCCAGGGCAUUGGUUGGGGUUUAUAAUUUCUGUUGUAGAAGUAAUGCUUCAGAGUCGAAGAAAGCAAUUUAUAUAGCAAUUUUGGUUAUUAAUAUUGUAUGAAUCCGGUUUAGCAACUGGGAUUCAUACCGGAAUUUGGUGCUCAGAUUGCAUACUGUUGUACCGAAUACUAUACAAUGUUCACAAUUGUUGUUUUUUAUUCACAAUUG
Messenger RNA from Rosa chinensis, 1692 nucleotides. Its product is annotated as UDP-xylose transporter 3. The transcript is spliced from 9 exons. Gene Ontology annotation, cellular component: Golgi apparatus. Gene Ontology annotation, molecular function: UDP-xylose transmembrane transporter activity; antiporter activity. NCBI's taxonomy places the organism in Eukaryota, Viridiplantae, Streptophyta, Magnoliopsida, Rosales, Rosaceae. The record is from RefSeq and is a predicted model, not a curated record. Bases 318 to 1379 code for a protein of 353 amino acids.